Messenger RNA from Cuscuta campestris, 902 nucleotides. The record is from the annotation of a GenBank genome assembly. Lineage: Eukaryota; Viridiplantae; Streptophyta; Magnoliopsida; Solanales; Convolvulaceae.
GUCCAAAAAGAAGAUGUUCCGUUGAUUCUAAGGUCGAAUUGUGACAGUAACACUAUAAGAGUUUUAUUAUUUGUAAUAAUUGGGCCUCUCCAUUAUUUAACCCUCACAAAUUAAAGGGUAGCGUAUACUUCCUCCAAAUUAUUAAACUAAUAAACCCCACCGUCUCGGUCCAUCUCACUCCAUCCUGGUGGUAUUGGAAGAGGAAAAGAUGGUGCAAUACCAGUUGAGAAUCACGGCGGAGCUGGAGAACCUCACCAAUCUUCAGCCGCAAGGCGGUUUCGACAACCCUAACUUCACCUACAUGUUCAAGCUGAAAUGUAGUUGUGGUGAAGUGACUGAGAAGGAAACGUGUGUGAGCUAUAACGAAACUGUUGCACUUCCUACCGGAAGAGGGGAAGCUCACCUUGUUCAGAAGUGCAAGUUCUGCACGAAGACUGGAAACUUGACCAUGGUAACUGGGCAUGGCCACCCACUGACCCAGGAAGCUAGUGAGUCAAGAUCAUUUACACCUGCAAUGGUCUUUGACUGCAGGGGUUUUGAGCCAUUGCAGUUUCACUUUGGGGGUGCAUGGCAGGCUGAAUCUAUUGAAGGAACAAAAUUUGAGGGCUUUGAAUUGAGUGAUGGGGAGUACUCUGAUUAUGAUGAGAAGGGGAAGUGUCCAGUCAUGAUUUCAAAUCUUCGUGCCGAUUUUGUCCGGGUGGAUGUGAACAAGUGUGUGUGAAUUGCGUUUGGAAAGUUUUAAGUAUUUUCCCUAGUUAAUUCUAUAGAGUAUGUACUUAAAAAUAUACAUGAAGUUAGAUCAGAUAAUCUGAUGUGAUCGUAGUUAUAUUUAUUUUUUUUAAUUAGGUCUGAGAUUAUUGGGUUUGAUAUUGAUCUAAUUUUAAUAAAAAUAAGUAUUAUGA